UGUGUGCGUGCGUGCGUGCGUGCGUGUGUGUGUGUGUGUGGGGAGGGGAGAGAGAGAGAGAGAGAGAGAGAGAGAGCGAGAGAAACGGGGCUAAACAUGGGUACGAUAUUAGGCGUGAGUUGUAAACUAGUCCUGGUCCUGAACGGAAGAACUACCAGCUCCUAGCUGACCACAAACACGGGAUUAUUAUGCCCAGCGCCAACGUGUCCGUGCGUAGUUUAUCCGAAGUAGAGAAAUACCUCGGCAGCCGGAUGGUGAGUAUCAUGACCGGAGUACCGAGGCCAGUUUUAUGAGCAUCCCUGUGUCAAUGCGUCGGGGUUCUUCAGAGAACAAUCUGGACCUGGAUCUGAGUGAUGGAUGUCUCAGCCCUACUCUGGGCUUUGAGGUCCAGCGUAGUCGUUCUUGCUUGGACAACCUCCAGCAGAAGAUACUGAAAGUCACCGAGCAGCUGAAGAUUGAGCAGACGGUGCGGGAUGAGAAUGUAGCUGAGUACCUGAAGCUGAUGAACAGUGCGGACAAGCAGCAAGUAGGGCGCAUCAAGCAGGUGUUUGAGAAGAAGAACCAGAAGUCAGCUCAGAACAUUUCCCAGAUGCAAAAGAAGCUGGAGCAGUACCAUCGAAAGAUGAAAGACAGUGAAAUCCACCACAGCCCAUCCCCUCACCCAUCCUCUGUCAAACACAGCACCAUUCCCAGGGUGUCUCCCAGAGAGCUGUUGAGGGAUAUGACUGGCAGUGGUCGACACCCGACCAUGGACAAGAUCAAGACCAUCGGACCAGGUGUUUCCCUCUCCCCUCCUUUCUUCUUCAGCAAGCCCCGAGAGUUUGCCAACCUUAUCAGGAACAAGUUUGGCAGUGCUGACAACAUCGCUCACCUCAAGACCACUCUGGAUGCUUCCUCACCGCUGCCCACUGACAGUACAGGAAAAGGGCUCAGUAGCAGCACCUCUAUGGUGGGCAAGCCCAAGUAUCCCAGUGAUGAUGAGUGCUCCUCAGAGAGCGCUUCCAUUUCAGCAGACAGUAAUGGGAACCCAGUGGGGGCAGGAGUGUCAGCAGGGCAGGCACAGGGUCAGGGUCAGGGCCAGGGCCAGGGCCAGCAGGGCGGGGGAGACGGCCAGAGCAGACUGGCCCUGAGUCUGGAGGAGGUGAGGGAGAUCAAAGACGCCCAGAGCCAGCUGGAGGAGGAUAUGGAGGAGCUAAAGUCUCAGUUCAAGAGAGAGUAUGGCAUCAUCAGUCAAACACUGCAGGAGGAGAGAUACAGGUAUGAGCGUUUGGAAGACCAACUAAAUGACCUGACAGAGCUUCACCAACAUGAGAUGGCUGAUCUGAAGCAGGAACUGGCCAGCAUCGAGGAGAGGGUGACCUACCAGGCUCAUGAAAGGGCCAGGGACAUACAGGAAGCUCUGGAGUCGUGUCAGACGCGAGUGUACAAGCUGGAGCUCCAGCAGCAGCAGCAGCAGCAGACGGUCCAGCUCGAGAGCCGUGAUGCCCGGGUCUUGCUGGGGAAGAGCAUAAACAUCAUGCUGGCCAUCAUCACCGUCAUCCUGGUGUGUGUCUCCACUGCUGCCAAGUUUGCCGCUCCACUGAUGAGGAGCCGGUACCAUGUGAUAGCUACCUUCCUGGGAGUUUGUUUUUUAACCAUGUUCUGGAAAAACUGGGACCAUUUACAGUAUGCCAUAGACAGGUUGCUAGUGCCUGCCUGAUAGUGAAGAGUGCACACUUCAGACAACACUGCAGUAACAUGUCAGUUGUCAGGAUAGGACUGUCUAAGCGGAUUGGUUGUACAAUCGUCAGAAGACAUGAUCGUCAUGCAUUUACAGAGGUCACUGUUUUUUUUUUUUAAAGUCAGACUGAAAUUAAAUUUUGGUGAUUUUUUUUUCUUGUCUAGAACUUGAAUGUGUAUUGCUAACAAUUUUCAUUUAACCUUUAAAAUAAUAUUUAUAUAACAGUACAUUUUGUUACUUCCCUAAGGAUUGCUAUGAAAUCAUCACAAGACAUAAAUAGUGAAUUCAAGGAUCAAGAGGGGUGAAGAGAAGUGCAUUAUCACUACAAUGCAGCAACAUGGGGCUCUUUCCCUCAGUUUUGGUGGAAAUAAUCAGUAGAUGAGGUAAAAUUUGGCAAAUGUUUAUUCUUUCUCAUAUUUUUUCAGCUCGAGUUUAACAUCUCUCAAACUGUUGAAAGCAUGCACACACAAACAAAACCUCAAGCUUGGUAUCUUGUUGGCCACAGCUAUGAAAUGCUAAAGGUGCUGGUAGGCAGAUUUUUACCUUUGCACAGAGACAGGUUAGCUGUUUCCCCCUGUUUUUAGUCUUUAUGCUAAGCUAAGCUAACCUAACUGGUUGUAGCUUCAUAUUUAGCAUACAGACAUGAGAGAGGUAUCAAUCUUCUAAUCUAACAAAUGUUGAACUAUUCCUUUUAAUGAAGACUCUACGGACUAUAGCACAGAGGCAAUGGACAGCCUGUUUUUUUAUGUGUUUUGUUUUUAUUCCUUAUUGCCUUGUCUGCCCUGUGUGGUCAGUCAUCUCUUAAGGUUUUUCUGUUUACUGUUCUUGAUGUUUAAUGUGCAAUAUAUUUGAUUUCUAAGAGCACUGUUUUUAGAAUGUUUCUUUUAGGAGUUUAUGUUUUACGUCCGUGUUUUACAGUGACAGGGUGUUGGUGUUGGGGGGAUGGAUUGGGUGAGGAAGUGUCAUUAAUGCUUGCAUGAGAGAUCUAUAACCACUAAAGCCACUGCUGGGCUCUAAUAAGACCAGCUGUCUCCUCUCUCAAGGGCCAAAAAUCAAUCCCACUGCAUUACCGUGCUGGUAGCGUGGUAAUAUCAACACACGGCAGUGCAGGCACAGAUGCACAUGCACCCAAACAAUACAAAAACAGAGUCAGUCACUUGGCUCUUUUUAUGUCUUAUGGGUCUGAUGUUUGUCUUUUACUAAUAAUGUGAUUGAGAAGCGAUGGAUUAUACUGUGAUACAAGGCCUUGUUCCAAGGAAAAAUGCAUUUCCCUGUUUUUUUAAAGAAGCAACAAACAGCCUUCAGUACUCCAAUGAUGACAGAGGAGCACAUUAUAGGCUCUAAGUGAUGAACCACGAGCCUAUUUUUUUGGAGUGACUAAUGUAUUAUUUCAUUUUUGUCUUACGAACAUUACCUAUGAGGAUCUCCAAUGAAGCUACGGACCACUUUUUAAUGUUUGUCUGCCAUAAUAACAUGUUUAUGUUGAUGUUUGUUGUCGUCUCUCUGUUGUUCUACUGACUGUAUCAUAUGUUUUUGUUCUUCUUAUGACAUAUUUGAGGAAGUUUUACCUGCAGAACUACAGAUCUGGUUUACAUUCUCUUUUCAUCUCUGGUGCACUAUGUGAUCAAUCAGUUGUAUUUUCAUGCAUUACGUGCCUUUGUCUGACAAUUUCUGUUAAAUUAAAUAAGCCUUUUUAAUCAA
Siniperca chuatsi (mandarin fish) is the source of this 3421-nucleotide messenger RNA. RefSeq names its product transmembrane and coiled-coil domain protein 3-like. Gene Ontology annotation, cellular component: endomembrane system. Bases 290 to 1699 code for a protein of 469 amino acids. NCBI's taxonomy places the organism in Eukaryota, Metazoa, Chordata, Actinopteri, Centrarchiformes, Sinipercidae. The transcript is spliced from 4 exons. The record is from RefSeq and is a predicted model, not a curated record.